GUCAGACUUCAGUUCGAAAUGUUACAGAAUAUAUUGGUUUGUUUAGCGUUUGCUGUUGUAGUUUCCGCCGCUGGAAAUGUUUGUAAAACCGGAAAGGCAAUCAACAAGCCCGUUAUUGAUGGUACGCCUGUUUAUUGGCCAGCUUCUUGGACCGAAACUCAACCGGCUCCUCAGUUGGAAAAGGGGCAGUCGUGUAGUUGGAUUGUAACGAUUCCUCAUGGAUAUUAUGCAAAACUAAUUAUCAGUGGAAAGACAACGGACAAGGAUUCACGAUUUCAGACUGUGGAUGCUGCAGGAAAUCUUAUUCAAACAACCCAAGAAAACAUGGAACCCUAUUACUUCCCUGCCUCAAAGUUCACCAUCGCUGUCACUAACGAAGGAUCUGCUACGUUUGCAUUCAAAGUCGUAUGGUGGCCACUUCCAUCAUCACAAUUUGUUGGUCUUGUUGGAACUACUGGACUGGUUGUCAACGCCACAGAAACUGUUUCUGCUAUGGGAUUCUAUAUUCCAGGUGGACUUACUUUGUUAUCAUUUCCCGAAGAUUUGAAAAACUAUAUUUCACUGAGAAGCACAUUGAUUUUUGAAGGGAAAAAUAUGGACUCUGCCAAUUAUAUCGCAAGUCUCUACCAGCUAUACCAGAAAAAAGUUCAAUGGAGAACUAUCCAACAGAAUAUUAAUAUAGUCAACUUGGAAGCUAGUCGUUCCAAUAAUAAAGUUCUUCUUCAAGGAUCCCAGUAUUUGACUGGAAUUGAUGAGAUAGUUGAACUCCACCCGCAACCUAACUCGAUCUAUAACGGAACUUUGAACGGAGGGACAAAGAUGUCUUCACUUGUUGCAGUGUCUGAUCUCAAAUUGCAAAUGAUUGAUGCUCAGAUGGAAGAUGCCUCUACCGUUACAGUUUACUAUGGUUCUCCAGACGUGUUCACUCUCGAUAAAACUUACACCAAAGGACAGCUGGUAAAAGCACUCCCACUAACGUUCAAUGGACAUUUUGUGCAGUUUGUUGUCAGUAAAGGCAAGGCUGUAUUCACGUUCAAAAGUUAAUUCAUAUUGUUUUUGAAUAAAGAUUUACACUUUUAAA
Molecule: messenger RNA, 1081 nt
Organism: Caenorhabditis elegans
Lineage: Eukaryota; Metazoa; Nematoda; Chromadorea; Rhabditida; Rhabditidae
Gene: F55G11.2
Product: CUB-like domain-containing protein
Exons: 8
Coding region: 19-1044 (341 amino acids)
Source: RefSeq, marked reviewed